AAAAAGAUGAGCCACUGGCAGAGCAGGCAAGCUUGUCCUUUAUCUACUAUAAUUUAUAAAAGCUCAGCAUAUAAUUUAAAAAUCCAUAAGAGAUCCAGUGCUCUAAUUAAGAAAUGGUGGGCAGUGGCAGGGCUGCUGAAAUUUCUGUUCAAGAAACUAGCUAUGACAGAGGGAGUGAAUUAAAAGCUUUCGACGAGACAAAAGCUGGUGUUAAAGGACUUGUUGAUGCUGGGGUUUCAAAAGUCCCUCAAAUCUUCAUCCAUCCAUCUGAAAGGUUGGAGCACAGGACUCUAAGCACCAGCAAGAACCCAGUUAAUGUCACUGUCAUAGACCUUGAAGCUAUCGAUAAAGAUCCAAUCAGGCGUAAAGGGAUUGUUGACAAAGUUCGUGAUGCGUCGGAGACAUGGGGUUUCUUUCAGGUGGUCAAUCAUGGAAUCCCUGUGGGUGUUCUGGAGGAGAUGGAUGCCGGUGUACGCAGAUUUUUUGAGCAAGAUGUUGAAGUGAAGAAAAAGUUUUACACGCGAGAUGUCACAAAAAGGUUUGUGUACAACAGCAACUUUGAUUUGCACACAGCACCAGUGGCUAAUUGGAGGGAUACAUUUUUCUCCUACAUGGCCCCUUAUCCUCCCAAGCCUGAAGAAUUGCCUGGAGCUUGCAGAGAUAUAAUGAUGGAAUUCUCGAAGCAAGUUACAAGUCUAGGAAUUUCUUUGUUCGGGCUGUUAUCAGAGGCUCUUGGGCUAAAAACAGAUCACCUGGAAAAGAUGGACUGUGCUGAGGGGCUUGCUCUUAUAAGUCAUUACUAUCCAGCAUGUCCUGAGCCAGAAUUAACUCUAGGUACAAGCAAGCAUUCGGAUAAUGACUUCCUCACGGUACUUCUGCAAGAUCAGAUUGGAGGCCUCCAAAUGCUUCAUCAGGAUCAGUGGGUUGAUAUUCCUCCUGUUCCAGGAGCCCUAGUGAUCAAUAUUGGAGAUCUUAUGCAGCUGAUAUCGAACGACAAAUUUAAAAGUGUGGAACACAGAGUACUGGCAAACCGUGUAGGUCCAAGAAUAUCAGUUGCUUGUUUUUUCAGCACAAGUUUUCAGCCAUCCUCAAAGCUAUAUGGACCGAUCAAGGAGCUGUUAUCAGAAUAUAACCCUCCAAUUUAUAGAGAAACCACAGUGAAUGAGUAUCUUUCCUACUUCUAUGAUCAUGGCCUUGAUGGAACAUCUCCAUUGAUACACUUCAAGCUGUAAAGAUAAUCCUUGAAUUCGGCUAUGUUUCGAUGUAGAUGAAGGUGCUACAUGAGUUGCUUGAUGUUCAGAAUUAAAAUAAUCGAAGAAUGGUUCUUGGAUCUUGAUUGCCAGUUUUAUUGAGCGAUGACAAUAUAUAAUAUCUUAGUACACACGUAAUCCCUAGUUUGGGAUUAAAGAUUAAUCCAGAUGUAUACACGGUGAACCUUGCCCAUCUUGUAAAACGGCUUCCAAUAACGGUGGAUUCAAUGAAACACCUCUCCUUUCACUUGUUUUACUAGUAGGAUAAUAUGAUGAAAAUUUCUACUCGAAA
Messenger RNA from Populus trichocarpa (black cottonwood), 1542 nucleotides. Its product is annotated as 1-aminocyclopropane-1-carboxylate oxidase homolog 1. NCBI's taxonomy places the organism in Eukaryota, Viridiplantae, Streptophyta, Magnoliopsida, Malpighiales, Salicaceae. The coding region runs from base 114 to 1232 and encodes 372 amino acids. The transcript is spliced from 3 exons. The record is from RefSeq and is a predicted model, not a curated record.